AAACGAGACAAUGGAUUCCCCCCAAUUCCCCGUAGCAUUCUAGAAACCACCACCUCCUCGAGCCGGCCCUCGCCCCCGGUUUCUCCUCUCCUCCUCCUACUCUAAAUUGCUUCCCGGCCCUCUCUCUCUGAAACCCUGGCAGACCAAAACACUCAUUACUUUCUCCGUCUUCUCGCUUCUUGAUCUCUGGUGCUAUAGAAGCCGAGGCCUUCGUUCGUCCUCAUCGCCAUUAAUGGCAGGAGAGUGCAUCGAUCGGGGAGGAAGUCUGUGGAAGGACCGGGCGCGGGAGCUGCAGCUCCGGAUCCGGGACCGGUUCCGGGUGGCGGUGGAUCGGCACCGCACCUGGCGAGUGGAAUCUGACUACUCCUUGACGCUUCGGCGAUGGAUCCUCCGCGUCCGCAGUAUCUGGAGGGAUCCCUCCGCUCCCGCACGUUCUUCUUCUUCGUCUUCUUUGAGAUUCCAUCGCAAAAGAGUGGACAAGGAUGUGGAUGCAGUUGAUAAUUCAAUUAUAGUUCGGUUACUUCAAGCUUUGGCAGUUCCUGUUAUUGGGAAUGCUUGUCAUGUCUUUAUGCAUGGGCUCAACUAUGUUCAGAUAUAUGGUGCAGAAAAAUUGCAUCGGGCAUUAUUAGAAAGAGAUGAAGGCAAACCCCUUAUAACGGUUAGCAAUCAUGUAGCCUCAGUUGAUGAUCCACUUGUGAUUGCAUCUCUGCUUCCCCCAAGUGUUAUGUUAGAUGCCCGCAAUUUAAGAUGGACACUAUGUGCAACUGACCGCUGUUUUACAAAUCCAAUAUUGUCAGCGUUCUUUCGGUGUGUCAAAGUUUUACCUGUUUCACGUGGUGAAGGAAUUUACCAAAAGGGAAUGGAUAUGGCUUUGUCCAAGCUAAACAGUGGUGAGUGGGUUCAUAUAUUUCCAGAAGGCAGUCGCUCGAGGGAUGGUGGAAGAACCGUUGGUUCUGCCAAGAGAGGGGUUGGAAGGUUGGUGAUGGAUGCAGAUAGGAUUCCUAUGGUUAUUCCUUUUGUUCACACAGGGAUGCAAGAAGUCAUGCCUGUCGGAACACACAUUCCAAAGAUUGGCAAGAAGGUGAUGGUGCUAAUUGGUGAUCCAAUUGCAUUUGAUGAUUUGAUCGUUGAUAAGGAUGGUGGUCAACUUGAUUCUAGAGGAAUUCUGUAUGAUGCUGUGUCAUCAAGGAUUGGUCAUCGACUCCAAGAGCUAAAGGUCCAGGUUGACAGAUUAGCUCUGCAACAACCAUUGGAAGUUCAAGAAUAUUAUAUACAUAAUAGCGAACGUGGAUAUGGAAUUUGGCAGCAGGUUGAUUGGGAAGCUUUUGGCAUGGAGAACUUCAUGUUUCUGGAGGAAGACUCCAAGUUUGUUAAGCUAGUGAGUCCCAACCAAACCAUGCAAAAUGUUGAUCAGCCCGAGAGUCUCAACCUUGCUACUCAAACUGUUAGGGUGGGAUUCUUUUAUGAAGGUGGUAUUGUCUCCAGAAUUCGUGGGUAUAUGAAUCCAACAGAGCUCAUGGGAUUUGCUGCUAGAGGCUUGUUUAUUAACAGCCAAACAUUGGAUGAAAGCUGUCAAAGUGUUGAAGAAAUGGGUCUUAUGGCCUGGAAACAGUUCCUUGAAGGAAAUAUGUUCCAGCAAUGGUAUAGCACAUGAUUUUUGUUUCUGAAUUUUCAGGAAGCUGGUAUGCUUGUUUAAACAAAUUUUCCUCAUAGGAAGUGUCUAUCAUGUGCUAUCCAUGCCAUUUCCACCAUAUCUCCUCUAAUCUCUAUGUCAAACUUUCCAUUGCAAUUUUGAUAUGAGUAUUGAUAGAGCCAUGCCUCCUAUUAUGCUGUACAUCAACUGGCGCAUGGAUCUAGUGAACAUGUGCAGAGACCGUAGCAUAUUUUCUAGGUAAACAACAUGCUGCCUGUAACCUGUUAACCCGAGUAGUUUUCCAUAGCGUUGUUACUCUUUCCUCUACAUGGUGAAGCAGUUCAGCUUUCUUUUAUGUUUGCAUAUUUUGUUUGUUUUGCUCCAUCAGUUUGAUGUUAAAUUUAUUGAGCACAAACCUAAUAUAGAAGUUGAUCUUUCUGGCUAUGAAACUGGAAAGAAGACCAUGGAAAUCAACGUCUGCCACGUAGAUGCAAGUGCUCUGAUUUUCUACAUGUUACGAAUUCAGUCAAAAAGCAUUUAGGGAAGGUUAAAAGCUAUUGCUUGAGAGUUCAAUACGCUUGCCAAAUUUGGUUGUGAUCCUGAGAAGCAAAUAUGAUUGGUUGCAGUUUGAUGUUCUGCCAUCGGGGGAUAUGCUGUUUCUUUCAUCAAAUUUGACAUUAUACAUUUCGUUUUCAUCAAAUUUGGCAGAUUGUAUGAUUAAAAUCUAUCAAUGCAUGAAAUU
This is a messenger RNA of Elaeis guineensis (African oil palm), 2375 nucleotides long. RefSeq lists its product as uncharacterized. Gene Ontology annotation, biological process: phospholipid metabolic process. The record is from RefSeq and is a predicted model, not a curated record. NCBI's taxonomy places the organism in Eukaryota, Viridiplantae, Streptophyta, Magnoliopsida, Arecales, Arecaceae.